Messenger RNA from Mercurialis annua (annual mercury), 1188 nucleotides. RefSeq names its product auxin-induced protein 6B. Lineage: Eukaryota; Viridiplantae; Streptophyta; Magnoliopsida; Malpighiales; Euphorbiaceae. The coding region runs from base 173 to 628 and encodes 151 amino acids. The transcript has a single exon. Gene Ontology annotation, biological process: response to auxin. The record is from RefSeq and is a predicted model, not a curated record.
GCCCUAUUUCCUGUCACCUUCCUCUAUAAAACCAGCCUUCCUCCUCCUCUUUCAAACCCCUCACUCUCUCACUCUUCUCACACUUUUUAAUUUCAUCACCCAAAAUCAAACUAUUUACGCAUUUUCUUUUACUUUCUUUUUCAAGAAUCAAGAAUUUUUAUUUUCCGAGAAAAUGACAGCAAUGAUGGGAAAAUGCAGCAAGAUUCGCCACAUCGUCAGGCUACGCCAAUUGCUGCGACGGUGGAGAAACAAGGCACGCAUUUCGGCGAACCGGAUACCGUCGGAUGUUCCGGCAGGGCACGUGGCGGUUUGUGUAGGAAGUAGUUGCCGGAGAUUUGUGGUUCGUGCUACUUUCUUGAACCAUCCCGUAUUCAAGAAACUGCUGGUUCAAGCUGAAGAAGAGUUUGGAUUCACAAACCAAGGUCCUCUAGCGAUUCCUUGUGAUGAAACGGUUUUUGAGGAAGUGAUUCGGUACAUUUCGAGAACUGAGUCAGGAAGUUCAACUCGGUUCUCGAAUUUUGAAGAUUUUCAAAGAUAUUGUCAUGUUGGUGUUAGAAGUAGUAAUCUUGAUUUCUGGACCGAAUCAAGACCGUUACUCAAGGGAUUUACUGAUAAAACAAUUUACUAAUCCAAAACAUUAACUUUCUUGAAAAUAAAAAAAAUUCUGACCCGGGAUUGACUCAGUCCAUGUUAAUGAGAGCUCUCCACAUGACCAUCAAAGGCCAAAACAAUUAUCAUACGAGUACAGUUGCCGAGUUGAACUCUAAAAUUUGACUCGCGGUUGAGUUGGCCUUCAGCUUUCCAUCAUACAGAGAGAUAAGCUUGUCGGAGAUGUUCUUUUUUUCUCUUUAAAAUUUCUAUUUCCAUUAUCGAUUUAAUUGGGUUAACAUUGUGAGUUACUGAGGCAAGUGAUGAUAGUGUCAAGAAUUUCCGAGAGGAUGCAUUGGAGAUGGCAAGCAGAGGUGGCUGAGUUAUCCACCGAGUCGUCCCGGGUUCGAAUUGGAGAGUUUGAGACACUUGAAAAUUUAUUUGGAAGCAGAGGAAGGAAACAAAAUAAUUAAGUGAUUAUUAACUUAGUUCUAAAUAAUCACUUUUUUGUAAAUUCAUGUUAUUUAUUACUAUUAUUCAUCAAUGAAACAAUUUGUAAAGGAUUUUUAAAUUUAUCGUUCGGAAUUGAGAAUUUUUAAA